This is a messenger RNA of Hordeum vulgare subsp. vulgare (domesticated barley), 2385 nucleotides long. Its product is annotated as probable F-box protein At4g22165. The transcript has a single exon. Gene Ontology annotation, molecular function: protein binding. Lineage: Eukaryota; Viridiplantae; Streptophyta; Magnoliopsida; Poales; Poaceae. Bases 695 to 2095 code for a protein of 466 amino acids. The record is from RefSeq and is a predicted model, not a curated record.
CACACAGCACGGAUGGAGCACGCCACAGUAAAACGGUCUAUCCACUGAACCAAACAAACCCUAGUACUACCCAUCCAACCAACACCCCGCCGCCGCCGCCGCCGCCGCCCGACAAGGCACUGCCGCCGACGAAUCCCCUCCUUCUCCAGCGUUACCCCUGCUAGCCCUGGCCACCGCUCCACACCACAUAAUCCCAGGCCCACCGCCCGCCUCUCUGUUCCGGCCGCUGCCGGCGGCAGAGGCGGAGGCGGCUGCACGAAGCCCCGUCUCGCCGCCGUUGGUCGCCGAAGCGGUCAUCCAGCUACAGGCGUCCCGCGGGUACUUUUCCUCUUCCAUCUUUCAGAAUCGGAACCCAGCUUGUACAAGACAAGAGAGAGGAGCCAACAACACUCGGACUCGGAGUUGUUGCAUCUACGGUGGUAGUACCAGUUCGAUUCAAAGUCUGAACCGACAAGGAUGCAAUGAAGAAUUCGGUGUUUGGACUCGGAUUGUCAAAACCUGCUCGAAUUGGUAUUGAGGCCUCCCCAUAAGUACCCAGGCCCUCCGACCUCAGAGUACCAAUCAAAGGUUCUUCCAACUUCAGCUAGGUGGGGAUCAGAUAUAUUCAGAUCAGAGGUUGCAGCUUUCCAAGCACCGCUGAAGCAAUUCAUCUUUCGUACAUACAUAGGUGGGGAUCAAAGUUUUGCUUCAAAAAAUGGAGGCUUGUAGCUUAGCCAGGACAACUGGCUUAUGGAGUUUACCCAUACACCCAAGGAUGUUCUUCUCAACGGUCUUCAGAGUCUUACCCAAGCUGCUAGGUCUGCCCCCCAGUUUAAUGAAGAAAUUCCUCAAGAUCAAACAUGAACAUAUUCAUCCACCACACAUGGAGAUUGAAGUAGGUGGAUCGCCGGAGCUGCCGCACGAACUCCUCGUGGAUAUAUUUGCCCUUCUAGAGAUUCCUGACCUGAAGCGUGCCAGCUCCGUCUGCUCCUCCUGGCGCUCCGCUUAUACUAGCCUAUGCAACCUUGGGUUGUACAAGCGGCCCCAGACGCCGUGCCUCCUCUACACCUCUGAAUCUGCUGGUGAGAGUGUUGCGUUCCUCUACAGCCUUGCAGAGAAGAGGUCAUACAAGUUGACUCUCCCGGAUCCACCUAUGCACACUAGGUAUCUGAUCGGCUCCACAAAUGGCUGGCUGGUUACUGCUGAUGAGAGGUCUGAGAUGCAUCUUCUAAAUCCAAUCACCUGUCAACAGAUCGCUCUCCCGUCGGUGAUCACCAUCGAGCAUGUGACUCCAAUUUUUGAUGAAGCAGGUGCCUUAUCUAAGUACCAUUACUCGCGGCACACGGGAUCUCCACGGCUCAGUAGGUUCUGUACUGACCAACCUUCAAUCCUUGCUCUUGCUGAGCUACGGAGCUACCUCCAUGAAAAGGCAUUUGUAUUUUAUGAUGCAUAUGCAGGUGGACAUAUCGUGGUGCUUAUCCACAGUCCAGACGGGCAGCUUUCGUUUGCUAGGUUAGGGGAUGACAAGUGGACCUGGCUGUCACAACACUCUUUUUUUCAUGAUUGCAUCUACAAGGAUGGCCUAUUAUAUGCAGUGACAUCUCAAGGGAAAAUUCUCGCCUUCAAUCUCAGAGGCCCUGUGGUCACAACAGAGUUAAUCAUGGACAUUACAAAAGACUUUGCAUAUGAGAAUAUUUAUAUUGCCCAGGCUCCAUGUGGCGGUCUACUUCAAGUCUGGAGAACCCAAGAGGAUAGUGAGUAUGUUGAAGAUGCUGACCCUGCAACAUAUCUGACUAAUACCGCAAAUAUCAAGAUAUUUAAAGUUGACACCAUGGCUGAAAAGCUUGUGGGAAUAGAUAGCUUGGAUGAUCAUGUGUUGCUUCUUGGGCUCAACCAAACACUUUAUCUAAGUGUUGAAGAGUAUCCACAUCUGAAAGCAAACCAUGUCUAUUUUACAGAUGAUUGCGAACUGUAUCUUUUUGGAUGGAAGAAUAACCGUCGUGAUAUCGGAAUCUAUGACUUGGCAAAUAAUACUUGUGAGGAACUUGUGUCCCCUCAGCUUUGGCCCAACUGGCCUAAUCCCAUAUGGAUAACACCAAGUCUUACAAGACUGUAACCCAGCGACGGGCAAUCUAUGAACUUUCCUUCGUUAGAUCCUUAAUGGAGUGACUCAAUACCAGUUUCAUGUUUGGAUUCUUGUAACGGGGCGUGCCUGCGAGCCGCUUAUAUUUUCUUAUUUUAUAUUAUAUGUGCCUACCUGAUCUGUAGGGGCAUUGUAAUCUGUUAAGCACAGGAUGUGUCUGUCCCUCUGUUGAAACUGAGAAGUCAUGUUGUAGCAUUAUUUUUUCCCCUAUGCAAAAUUCUUUGUAUUUCCUUCCAAUAUAAGAAAGUACAUAUUAGUCUUUG